AUGAAAAAGAAAACCAAUUCCCAACCCUAUGGUGGUGGGCAAAAGAAGAACAAUAAUAACAAUAACCGCAACAAUAACAAACAAAAACCAUCCAAUACAACAACACAACAGCAAACAACAACAUCAUCUUCAAUAAUUCAGCAACAACAACAAGCUAAUGCGACUGCUACCACUACUCCUAUUGUUAACAAUAAUACCACAACUGCCACUCAACAAAAUUCCACAACUACUGCUAGUAGCAGCAAUGUUAACAAACAAGAAGGUAAAGCAUCAGUUCUUAUUGGUGAUAAACCAUUGGAUCCAUAUUUGACUGAAUUAUUCUCUGUCUUGAUGAGUGGAACAAAAGCUUCCAAUGAAAUCCCAUCUUCCAAGGAAUUUGACUUUCUCACUUCACAUUUUCCACAAUUUAGAGGUGCUAUGGAUGAGUCUGCAAAUGCUUUGAAGUUAGCAUUAUCUUCAUUCCUUGGUCAAAAGAACAAGUCCAAUUCUGUUAUGGAUGACCCAGAAGUAAUGUUUGAAUCAACAGUUGAUUUACUUGACCAAUAUUUUGAAAAUGUAGAUAUGGCUCUUGAUGAAAUGGAUAUGGAAUCUAACGCUGAUAGUGUCGGAGUGAAUCCUUCACAAAGUAAUUCAGGUUCUUCUGACCAAACCCUUAAAUCAAUGAGCAGACCCCAAUUGAAAUGGAACGAUGUUGAUAACAGAAACAUGCCGUUCGUACCAAAUUUGAAAUCAAAACCUAACGCAUUUGUUGCCUCACUCGAAAAGUCAAUGAAGAUUGGUUCCUUAGAUGAUGAUGAUGAAGAAAUGAGUGGUGGUACUAAAAAGAUGGGUGUAACCUUUGAACAUAGCACUUUACCUCCAUUCCCAUUCCGUUUUGGAGUAGGUAAUGGUGUUGGUGGUGAAACAACUCGCCAAAGUUCUCCUCAUCCAUACUUGCCUGAAUUGUUGAGUCUUCAAUUUAUGAAAUCACAAACGACGCCUCCUGAGAAGGCUAUUUCUUAUGCUCCUCUAGAAAACUCACCUUGCACAUGGAUUAGCACUGUGGAAGAUCUUCACAAGCUAGCUACAAUCUUGGAAGGCCAAGAUGCUUUCGCAAUAGAUUUGGAACAACACAGUUAUCGUUCAUUCCAAGGUUUUGUUUGCCUUAUGCAAAUUUCUACAAGAAGUGAAGACUUCCUCAUAGAUACUCUUGAAUUGAGACAACACAUGCAUAUUCUUAAUUCCUCCUUCACACAUCCUAAGAUUGUUAAGGUUAUGCAUGGUUCCGAUUGUGAUAUUUUGUGGCUGCAGAGAGAUUUUGCAAUUUAUUGUGUUAACUUGUUUGAUACCGGUCAGGCUUGUAGAACUCUUGCUUUACCUGGUUGUUCUCUUGCCUACUUGCUUAAGCACUAUUGCGGAAUUGAUGCUGAUAAAAAGUAUCAAUUGGCUGAUUGGCGAGUGAGACCUCUCCCAAGUGAAAUGGUAAAAUAUGCUAGAGAAGAUACUCACUAUCUAUUAUACAUUUAUGAUAGAUUGAGACAAGAUAUUUUCAACACCAAACCCAACACUUCUACUGUUUCUGGAUUUGAAAGAAUGGAAGAAGUUUUGGUAAGAUCUAAGGAAUUGUGUAUGAGAAGAUAUGAAAAGGAACUCUUCUCAGAAACUUCAUAUCUUUCCCUUAUCAAAUUCUCUAGAGGAUGUACAGCAUCCAUUAGUGAAAAUGUUAUUCGAGUUUUAUUCAAGUGGAGAGAUACUGUAGCUAGAAAAGAUGACGAAAGUAUUCGUUACGUUUUACCUGAUCACAUGAUUCUCUCAAUAGCCCAAGAAGCUCCAACUGAGGUUAGUCAAUUGUUAAGUUGUUGUAACCCAGUUCCUAAACUUGUCAGAAGAGAUGCUAAAAUUAUUGUUGACUUGAUAACCAAGGCAUUACAAAGUCGUGAUAUGCCAGAGCCAACAUUCUCCACACCAUCUAAGAUCCCUGAUGAAAGCUAUAUUAAUCAACAUGCCAAACCAUCUUUUGAACUUGAAUCACCAAUUGUUAAUCCACAUUACAAGACUCCUUCAAGAAUGAGUCCUGUUAUGAAUACUGAUGAUUUAUAUAACAUUGCUGGAUGGAUUGAAUCCAAGAAUUAUUAUCCAUCAUCUUCAAUGUCCAAACUUACAUUUUCUGAGGAGGAAGAUGAAGUUUUGGAAACCAUUGAAAAUAUCAGAAAACACUCCAAUGUAAAUGUCACUCCAAGCAAGAAAUCAUCUCUUUUCUUCCCUCCUAGCAACAGUAGCUUUAACAAAGAUAAGGUAUCACAAAUCAUGUCUUCAUUCUCUCUAGGUAAUGGACAAACAUCCAACAAGCAACAAAACGAUGAAGAUACAUCCAUGAUGGACAGUAGUAAUAUCCUUACAGACGAUCCAACAUUGGAUGAUGCUAUGGAUACAUCCUCUAGCUUUAUUAACACUCCUAUUAAUAACACAAAGAACCCAUCUGCACGUGUGACUCCAGAAGAAGAGCGUGUUCCAUUGAGUCUCAACGAAAUUUACAAACUUUCUCAAAAGAAUAGAAAGAAGAACAAGCAAAAGAAGAAGCUCAAACAAGAUUCUGUCUCUGAUCCAUCUCCAGCUUAUGAUGGUGAUGAUAAUGAUGAUGAAGACAUUGUUAUUCAUCAACCAACUAUUCCAACACCAUCAGAAUCAAUUCCAACUCAAAAACCAGUCGAUUUUAUGAAAAAGAUUGGUUGGUUGGGAGCUGAAGAAGAAUUAUCUGCUUCAGAAGAAGAAAAGGAAGAAGAAGUUAAUGCUUCAGUUGCUGUUAAGGUUCCAAACUAUAGCAAACCAAACAUGAAUGUUCGUAAAAAACCAUCUAAAAAUUAUGUGCAGAAUAGGCAACAUAAAUACUAAACCUAAGCUUAUUAAAAUGGAAGUUUCCUAUU
Messenger RNA from Naegleria gruberi, 2903 nucleotides. Its product is annotated as 3'-5' exonuclease and HRDC domain-containing protein. Gene Ontology annotation, biological process: TRAMP-dependent tRNA surveillance pathway; nuclear polyadenylation-dependent antisense transcript catabolic process; nuclear polyadenylation-dependent CUT catabolic process. Gene Ontology annotation, molecular function: nucleic acid binding; 3'-5'-RNA exonuclease activity; nucleotide binding. The record is from RefSeq and is a predicted model, not a curated record. Lineage: Eukaryota; Heterolobosea; Eutetramitea; Acrasida; Naegleriidae. The transcript has a single exon. Gene Ontology annotation, cellular component: nucleolus; nuclear exosome (RNase complex). The coding region runs from base 1 to 2871 and encodes 956 amino acids.